AUGUGCUUGCGUCAAAAUGAUAAAAGCUGGGUCAACCGGAGCCCGAUCAUUCCCUGGACCCUCCUGGACGCUGACCAGCACUCUGUCUUCGGUUCUCCAGGCACAACUGUCGUACGACAGAAAGUAACUACGAAGCAUGGCUGGCUUGGUGACUAUGAUUAUCGAUGGCUCUGUCUGCCAUCUCUUCCUACAGCUAGACGCAAACAACCGCCAUUUUUUGGCAUCGAUGACGAGCUCCCGCUCGUGCUGGCUAUGACAAGCGGGUUGCAGCACGCACUUGCGAUGCUUGCAGGUCUCAUUGCGCCGCCCAUCAUCUUUGCCAGUUCCUUGAUGCUGGACCCUGCCACAUCAUCCUACAUGAUAUCAGCUUCACUCAUUGGAUCCGGAACCAGGCAUUCUAAGUUUAGUCCAAUUGUCACGCUUCAAGUUGUGGGGGGCUAUUAUCUUGGUACUGGGCUUUUGUCCGUGGUCGGGACGAGUUUUGCUACGCUCAGCACAGCAAAUGCCAUUUUCAAUAUGAUGUACGCCAACGGCACAUGUCCUUCGACAACUGCUAUGGAUGGCACUAUCACGCGAAGUCCAUGCCCAGAUGCCUAUGGGAUGCUACUUGGUACCUCCCUUAUCUGCGCAUUUUUAGAGAUCGGAUUGUCAUUUCUUCCUCCGCGGGUUUUGCAGCGGAUUUUUCCUCCCAUGGUUACUGGCACCGUUAUCCUCAUGAUCGGGGCAUCUCUUGUCGGGUCUUCUGGCAUCCUUGAUUGGGGUGGUGGUUCGAAUGGGUGUCAAGCGCGCCCAACUAGCGGGAUCUAUCAGCUAUGUCCAACAGUUGGGUCUCCCCAUGCUUUACCAUGGGGCUCUCCUCAGUUCAUAGGUCUUGGAUUCCUCUCUUUCGUGAGCAUAAUUCUCACAGAACUCUUCGGCUCUCCAUUCCUCAAGAAUGCGAGUAUCAUCGUCGGCUUGCGCACCAUCACGAGUGCACCUGCAAUCACAUUCUUAUGGGUACAUCGAUUCAAGAUCAAUGUGUACCCACCAGCUAUUUUGCCUAUGCUGGCAGUUUACGUAUCAACGACAAUGGAAGCAAUUGGCGACAUAACUGCUUCUGCGGAAGUGUCCCGUAUCCCUGUUGAGGGAAAAGAUUUUGAUUCAAGAAUACAAGGCGGUGUUCUGAGCGAUGGGAUAGGAGGAUUUAUUUCUGCCCUGUUUACCGUCACUCCUCUAUCGGUAUUUGCUCAGAAUAACGGUGUCAUUUCUGUCACUCGCUGUGCAAACCGCACAGCAGGAAGGUGGUGUUGCGCCUUCCUUAUCAUCUUCGUACCCAACCCCGUCUUGGGUGGUGUGACGACGUUCCUCUUCGCAAGCGUCGCCGUCUCAGGUCUCCGCGUUCUUUCCUACGUCAAGUACACGCGGCGCGACAGAUUCAUCCUCGCUGCAGCAUUGUCGUUCGGCAUAGGGGACCUUCUCGUGCCUGAUAUCUUCACUUAUCUAUUUGAUGGUGUGGAUAACCCAAGUAAAGGCCUCCAAGGGUUGUUUGAGAGCAUCACGAUUGUGCUAAGCACGCCCUUUUUGGUAUCUGGCAUCGUUGCCUUGGUGCUGAACCUAAUACUCCCGCAGGAUAUGUUACAGCAGGACGAAGAUAAGGAGGAUGUGGAAGUUACACAGGAUUUGGAGAUUCAGGUGCUAGAACAGGAGCGAAUGAUGUGA
Molecule: messenger RNA, 1698 nt
Organism: Suillus subaureus
Lineage: Eukaryota; Fungi; Basidiomycota; Agaricomycetes; Boletales; Suillaceae
Product: permease family-domain-containing protein
Exons: 14
Coding region: 1-1698 (565 amino acids)
Biological process (GO): xanthine transport; transmembrane transport
Cellular component (GO): fungal-type vacuole; membrane
Molecular function (GO): xanthine transmembrane transporter activity
Source: RefSeq, a predicted model, not a curated record